Molecule: messenger RNA, 2567 nt
Organism: Engraulis encrasicolus (European anchovy)
Lineage: Eukaryota; Metazoa; Chordata; Actinopteri; Clupeiformes; Engraulidae
Product: sodium-dependent phosphate transporter 2-like
Exons: 5
Coding region: 74-1216 (380 amino acids)
Biological process (GO): phosphate ion transmembrane transport
Cellular component (GO): membrane
Molecular function (GO): phosphate transmembrane transporter activity
Source: RefSeq, a predicted model, not a curated record
CCGGUUGAGUCAUAUUCCAGACCUCUCUGACAAAGGUUCAACAAAGUUUAUAGGUGAAAGUGUUGACCUUUCUAUGAUUGACAAACCUUUGUCACCCUCUGGUCUCUUAGAGUGUUCGAAUGGGGACCAAAAGUCGCCCAAAAUCGACAAAAAUGAAAAAACAACAAGAGGUCGCACCCACUCGAUGACCAACGGCUGCCUGAAGUCGCCGGUGUCCAACGGCAGCUUCAGCUUCGACCACAUGCGCAGCGACGGCCAGGUGUACCACACGGUGCACAAGGACUCGGGCCUGUACAAGGACCUGCUGCACAAGAUCCACCUGGGCCGUCUGGACGACGAGCGCAACGCCGCGCGGCCCGACAACAACUACCGCCUGCUGCGCCGCAACAACAGCUACACCUGCUACACAGCGGCCAUCUGCGGCAUGCCCAUGCAGCCGCUGCGCUCCGAGUCCACCACCUCCGCCGAGGACAGCGAGAAGCUGGUGGGCGACACCGUGCUCUACUCCAAGAAGCGCGUGCGCUACGACAGCUACUCCAGCUACUGCAACGCCGUGGCCGAGGCGGAGAUCGAGGCGGAGGAGGGGGACGUGGACGUCAAGUUGGCGUCGGAGAAGAUGGCAGACGGCGCGCCAGGCCCAGGAGGCCCCGGCGGGCUGGAGGACCUUCCCGAGGAGGAGAAGGAGGAGAAGGACAAGCCACAGGUCUUCCUGCUCUUCCACUUCCUGCAGAUCCUCACCGCCUGCUUCGGCUCCUUCGCACACGGAGGCAACGAUGUCAGUAAUGCCAUCGGGCCACUGGUGGCGCUGUGGAUGAUCUACGAGCAGGGCGGGGUGAUGCAGGACGCCUCCACCCCCAUCUGGUUGCUAUUCUACGGGGGCAUCGGCAUCUGUGCCGGCCUGUGGGUGUGGGGACGCCGCGUCAUCCAGACCAUGGGCAAGGACCUUACUCCCAUCACCCCAUCCAGUGGAUUCACUAUAGAGUUGGCCUCGGCACUCACAGUGGUGCUGGCGUCCAAUAUCGGAAUUCCAGUCAGUACCACCCACUGCAAGGUGGGCUCGGUGGUGGCGGUGGGCUGGCUGAGGUCCAAGAAGGCGGUGGACUGGCGGCUGUUCCGCAACAUCUUCCUGGCCUGGUUCGUCACAGUGCCCGUGGCCGGCCUCUUCAGCGCAGCCGUCAUGGCGCUCUUUGUCUACGGCAUCCUGCCCUACGUCUGACCGACCCCGACACGAGGAGGAGGAGGAGAUACGACGGGACGGACGACAAGAACGAACGACAAGAACGGACGGACGGAAAGAACGACAGAGAGGAGAGUGAGCGAGGAAGAAAGAGAGGGAAAAAGAAGGGUGAGGGAGGGGAAGGAUUAAGUUUGAGAUGGCCUAGCAAGAAAUAGUUGUGAAUAUUUAAAAAAACAAAAGUAAAGCGAACGAAAGGAAGGAUUGGGGGGAAAUGUGAGGAAACGGGGGACAGUGUUCAGUUCUAUUCGAUGACGUGCUGCCAGGAAGUGACAUGGAAGAUCUUCCUGCCGUCAUGUCAGCUCUUUUAUUUAUUGUUUUUUUUUUUUUUUUUCGUUUGUCUUUACCAAAAUUUAGCUUUUUGCACCCGAAGCAACAAGAGAAGGAAAAAAAAAACGCUCAUGAGCUGCAGUGAUAUGACAUGACAUUGUAUUCAUCUACAUCAUGCCACACACAGGUACAAAUAGGACUAACAACACAUGCAGAACACACACACACACACACACACACACACACACACACACACACACAAAUACACAAAUAAGAUUAACAACUCAACACUUACACACACACACACACACACGUGUGCAAAUAAUACUAGCAACUCAUGCAGAGAACACACACACACACAAGAGAAGAGAAGAGAAGACAGGCACAUGGGUCAGUGGUGGGGCCUUGAGAAUGACACUAGAUCCACUACACUGGGCUGCUCCACUCUUCAUACCAUUAACAUCAGCACAUACUGAAACCCUGACCAUGCGCCUCGAGCAGCACCUCACCAGGGUUCCGUUGGUCUUUUGUGUUGCCAUAGAAACCCUUUCCCAGAAGGCAGUGGUCAUAUUGCUGUAUUUGUUAUUGUUUUUUUUCUUUUCUUGUUUUUUUUUUCUGAAAAAAAGAUGAAGAUUCUUGUUUUAGUACUUUACCGUACUGUCCUUUUUCUGUAUAUAUUCUUUGAAAUGUGUUUUUUUUUUUUUGUUCUUUUGGGUUUUUCUAAAUGAUGUUACGUUACAAAGUAUAAUAAUGGAAUGUUUUGUCUAAAAUGCUCUGUAGUGGGAGAUCUCAGCCUCAAAAUUCCCGCCCACAAACGCAGGCGCACACACACACACACACACACACACACACACACACACACACACACACACACACACACCCCGCAAUCACACACCGACAAACAAGAGCACCAUUCUUCCCCUCUCUCACACACACACACACACACGUUCAUUUAACAAGUUACGUUUUAACGAUUUAUGAUGCUCAGAUGAAAUUCAUGAUAUUUAACAGAGUAUUAGCUUUUUUUAAAACGAUAAUUUCAAGGAAAUGUUCUCACGAUGAA